Molecule: messenger RNA, 1917 nt
Organism: Phymastichus coffea
Lineage: Eukaryota; Metazoa; Arthropoda; Insecta; Hymenoptera; Eulophidae
Product: WW domain-binding protein 11
Exons: 7
Coding region: 164-1819 (551 amino acids)
Biological process (GO): mRNA cis splicing, via spliceosome
Cellular component (GO): spliceosomal complex
Source: RefSeq, a predicted model, not a curated record
GUACGCUGUGGUUCGCCAAUGGUCUUACGUGUGUUUACGUUAGUGUCGUUUGUAGGUUAUAUUAUUAAGUUUUGCGAUCUUUAACUAUUAAGAUUCUACUUUAUACUUGCACAUGUGAAAGAAAAAAUACAUUUGAACUACAUAUUCUCGGAAAAAUUUCAAAAUGGGUCGACGCUCCAUAAAUACCACUAAAAGUGGGAAAUAUAUGAAUCCCACUGAUCAAGCAAGAAAGGAAGCUCGAAAAAAGGAAUUGAAGAAGAACAAGAAACAGAGACAAUUGGUGAGAGCUGCUGUUUUGAAAGGGAAAGAUCCUAGUCAAAUUAUUGAGGAAAUGGAAAAGAUAGAUCAGAUGGAAUACAAUGUGAUGCAACCUCCACCAUUAAAUGAGAAAGUUCUAAAGGAUAAAAGGAAGAAAUUGAAAGAAACUUUGGAUAGGGUAUUGAAGAUGUAUGCCAAAGAUGACCAAGAGAAGUGGGGCGAGUUGAAGGAUCAAAUGAUUCAAUAUGAAAGGCGCAGAUUGGAGCUUGUUUCUUAUUUUGAGGCAGUUAGACAUGCUCAACAGGUACAGGUAGAUGAAAUUCCCUUACCAGCCACAGGCAACGAUAUAAGCAGAGCUUAUCCAGGCUCUCUGACUUCUCAAAUUCCAUUACCAGACAUGCCCCAGCCUCUCAUGCACUCUUUCUCCUCACAUCCGCAUUAUUUGGCCCAGCAUCAUCCUGUGGUCAAUAUACCAGUACCUCCUAGUAUCCUAAAAAAGACAAGCAUAUACUCAUCAGUUGCAGCCCCCAAUGCAGCACCCAUUGACAGGGACCCCCCCGGGGUUCCACCUUUCCCUCCUCCAGAUCUAACUGUGAGCGAUGAUGAAGAUGACGACCGGAUCAAACCUAGUCACAAGUCAAGGACCAUCAGGUUUGCAGACGACGAACGAGCAGAAAAGGAUAGACGAGACGACGAUGAGAAGGAAACUGAAAAAGAAAAAGACGCUGAUUUGUCAAAGGUUAAGCCAACGAGUUUGCAGCAGAAAAUGCUGGCAAUGGCCGGGCAAGAUAUAGAUCAGUUCAUGAAAGAAAUGGAAGUGGUUCAUAAGAAAAGGGAGACGGAACGAGCAAACGAUUUGAGCACACGAUUAUCGCUGCUGGAAAGUGAAUCGGUGACGAAUAGUGAACAAGAGAGCCAGUCCGAUAAAUCAAAACCAGAAAUGGCUGGUGUAUUGAUACCCAGCAACCCGAGUUCGCAGGCACCGAUGCCCUUGAUGGGACUCCCCCCUCCGCCGCAGCUGAUGUAUCGACCACCUCCGCCUCCUCUGCAUUUGAGGAUACCUCCACCGCCGCCGCCUAGAAUAGGAAUAAGACUUCCACCAGGACCACCACCGGGUAUGCCUAGGAUGCUGCGACCGGGUGGACCGAUGCCGAUGCCUAGGGUAUUGGGGCCGCAAAUGCCUAUGCCGGGUAUGCCACCGCCACCGCCAGUGGGCACAGGCGUGUCGAGCAUGUUGAACGUCCAGAAAACUCCGAACGUGCUAUCGGCUGCGCCGCAGCUGAUCAGUGCAAGAAAGGACAAGGAUAGCGGCAAAAACUCGACCACCAUCGAGGCCAAGCCACAAAUCAGGAAUUUGGCGGCCGACGUCACGAGGUUCUUACCAACGUCGUUGCGCGUGAAGAGGCCGGAAGAUUGCAAAAAGAAGGCCGCAUCAACGCUGCCCGUGCGGCUACCGGAGAGACUGCCGGUCGAGCUUCCGAAUUUCGCCAAACCGCCGCAGCCGAAAACUAAGGACGACGCCUACUUGCAGUUUAUGCAAGAAAUGCAGGGCUUGCUGUAAGCUGCGCGCGAAUGCUCACAGCCGCUCGAUUACUAAUAACUAUACCUUAAUUUUGUAAUUAUUCAUCUCCUUUGAUUGUAAUAUAAUUUGGUACUCGA